Molecule: messenger RNA, 672 nt
Organism: Amphibalanus amphitrite
Lineage: Eukaryota; Metazoa; Arthropoda; Thecostraca; Balanomorpha; Balanidae
Product: early nodulin-like protein 2
Exons: 2
Coding region: 1-672 (223 amino acids)
Source: RefSeq, a predicted model, not a curated record
AUGAGGGGAGGGGAGGACCCUGCCCAGUGCCCGCCCACAGCCACGUCGCCCAAUUCGCCAGCGCCCAGCCGCCAGCAUGGAGCCACCGGCGAACAGCUGACCUCGGCGGUACGACCGGGUGGUGGUGCUCCGCUGUCCAGCUCGCCGCGCGGGCCAUCAGCCACUCCGCCGCUCCCCGCGACGGCAAGUGCCGUGGCAAGUCGGGGGCGGUUGCGCUCGGUCGCCGCCCCGCCGUUCCAGCCGUCUGCCCAGCUGCCCGGACCCCGCGGCGUUCAAGAGCUGCGGCAGUACGGGCGGCUGCGCUCGGUCGCCGCUCCGCCGCUCCAGCCGUCUGCGCGGCUGCCCGGAAGCCGCGGCGCACAGGAGCCGCGGCGCGACGAUAACGCCCGCGGCAGGACGGGAGCGGCGGCGCUCAUACGGCCAUCAGGCCGGGCUAUCCGCCAGCCGUCCCGUCCAGCCCCCGGCAGUACGGCGGGCGGCGGAGCUCGGCCCGUCUCACCACGCGCCGGUCAGCAGCCUGCGGCCGCCCCACUGGAAACCGCGGCGCCAAUGGCCGCGGCGGUACAGUGUGUGACGGCGGCCGGGCCGGUCGACCUGACGGCCCCGCCGGCUCUGCACGGGCUGGGAUACAGCCGAACCACCUGUCGACAGCCGCCCGAUCCAGCCAACUAG